AUGGUUGCAUCUACACAAUUAUAUGAUAUAUUACAAGUUCGAUAUGACUCUGAUGAGUCUGUUAUUAAAAAGGCAUAUAGGACAUUAGCCUUAAAAUAUCAUCCUGAUAAGAACAAUCUCUCGGAAGAAUCAAAACAAAUGUUUCAAAAAAUAAGUGAGGCUUACGUGGUGUUGUCCAAUAAAGAUAAAAGACAAAUGUACGAUAAAUAUGGUACCGUAGAUCCACUUGAAAUUGAGACUAUUAUAGCUAAACAGGAACAAAAGAAACAAAACCUUCAGCAACAGCGGGGGAAUAGAGUAGUCAAUAUCUUUGAUGCUGAUCCAUUUUUUCAUGAUUCCAUGGGAAUGGGAAUGAACAUGGGAAUGAACAUGGGGAUGAACAUGGGUAUGAAUGGGUUUGGAAACUUGGGAGGCUUUGGCAAUAUAAAUAUGGGCAGUUUCUCAGCAGGAGACUUAUUCUCCCAAUUUUUUGAUAAUACUAAUAAGUCCGCCCAAAAAUUUAAUCAAUUUCCUAGCCAAGGAGCCUUCAACACUAACAAUAAAGAGAAUGUUAGUAAAACCAAUAAUAAUAAUAACAUGGAUAAUGGAUUCACUUCCUUCAGCAACAGACCAACCGGAGAUGCUUUCUUUAACUCAAAUAUUAAUAGUUUAAACAAAUGUAUUUCAGAUGAUAAGAAUUUGAAAAGAGGACCAGAUAUAAAACAUACUUUAAAAUGCACAUUAUCUAAUUUAUAUUCAGGAAAAAGGUCAAAACUUCGACUAGAAAGAACAAGGUGCUGUUUAAAAUGUAAAGGUUUUGGUAGUUUGAAUAUUAAAUCCUGUAGCAAAUGUAACGGUAGGGGAUCAUUAACGCAGACUAAGAAAUUUGGUCCAAUGACACAAACAUUUACACAAACAUGCGAUGGGUGUGGAGGAAAUGGUACCUUUGCUGAUGCACAAGAUAUAUGUAAUGAAUGCCAAGGAGAAGGCUUCUUGAACGAAAAAAAAAUAUUUGAAGUAGAAAUUACACCGGGUAUGACUGACGGUCAAUUGAUAAUAUUAACUGGAGAAGCUGAUGAGGUCAUAUCCACAAACUUGGGGAAAGAAAGAGUAAUACCUGGAGAUAUAAUACUGACAAUUAAUUUACUCCCUGAUCCAACCUUUAAAGUAGUGCAGGGUGCAGACUUGUUGUAUGCCAAUUACAAAAUCAACCUUUUAACAUCAUUGUGUGGGGGUAGUAUAUACAUUAAAAAUCAUCCAAGUGAACAUCUAAUAAAAAUUAAUAUUAUCCCUGGCGAACUUAUCAAAAACGGCGCCAUAAAGACAGUAGAGAACUUAGGAAUGCCAAAAAUCGAUUUAUCUGUUGGUCAUUCAAAUGAUAUUCAGGCAAAUAAACCAACAUUGAAAGGUAAUCUUGUAAUUCAUUUUGAAAUUGUAUACCCAGAUAUGCUGGAAACUGAUACUGUUAUUGAGCUACAGAAUAUCUUGAAUAAUGAUAAAUAUAUUCAAAACCAAAUUACAGAGGAAGAAGCAGAUAAUAAAGUUGAUUUAGAAGACUUGGUAGAAUAUGAAGAACAUGUUUUUAAUAAUUUUGCUACAGAAUACUCGAAUUUGGACGAUGUGCUUGGUAAGAAGAACCCUUCUUCAGAGUUCAAUGAAAAUAAUAAACGACCAAAGACAGAGUAA
Messenger RNA from Tetrapisispora phaffii CBS 4417, 1665 nucleotides. RefSeq names its product Apj1p (gene APJ1). The record is from RefSeq and is a predicted model, not a curated record. Gene Ontology annotation, cellular component: nucleus; cytosol; cytoplasm. Gene Ontology annotation, biological process: protein refolding. Lineage: Eukaryota; Fungi; Ascomycota; Saccharomycetes; Saccharomycetales; Saccharomycetaceae. Gene Ontology annotation, molecular function: Hsp70 protein binding. Bases 1 to 1665 code for a protein of 554 amino acids. The transcript has a single exon.